Molecule: messenger RNA, 1867 nt
Organism: Dermacentor andersoni
Lineage: Eukaryota; Metazoa; Arthropoda; Arachnida; Ixodida; Ixodidae
Biological process (GO): neuron differentiation; regulation of transcription by RNA polymerase II; central nervous system development
Cellular component (GO): nucleus
Molecular function (GO): RNA polymerase II cis-regulatory region sequence-specific DNA binding; DNA-binding transcription factor activity, RNA polymerase II-specific
Source: RefSeq, a predicted model, not a curated record
CCCAUGUGAGUGGGGAACCAGACGAUCAUGUGUUGCUUGAUUUCCUUGUCCUGUAGGAUGCGCAAGACCUCGUUUCGAGACGGUGCGCUUGGCGAAUUCUCGGACCGGUGAUCUCGAGUCGCUCUAUAUCGUCGUUCUCCCUUCGUCCGGCAGGGCCAACGCUAUUGCGGCCUGUUCCGCAACUUUGGCCGCCGUUCUCCGGACCGCCGAUAAGUUUGUGAUUUUCCCUUGAUCGACGCUGACUGCAGCGAACGCCUUUCCGACGGGGUACCGGGCUGCAUCGACGAAACAGCAACUCCGGGUGAUGAAAAUAUGAUGUUUAUAAUAAAUUAACUUUCAUCUUUAAUUAUUUAUACAGUUCGAUAAAAAAAUAUUUCGUUUCACCUAUGCUUAACAUGGCUUUUUGGCGUUGUUAAUAUCGAGUCCCUCGGUUCCCAAUUCUUCUGGUUCAUAUAUAAGCCGCGCAGGGCUCCUUCAUUGCUAACGCAUAUUUAUUGAUGUCUUCGAUUAUUUCCGCAGCUCUUAGCAUAUUUGGCAGUCCACGAUCGAUCUCCUGCGCAUUUACCCGCUGUUCGAACUCUCUCCUUUUCUUCCCUUAGGGCACCAUGACCGGUAAGCGGGGGCAAGCGGGUCAAGAAACUGCGUCCCCGAGAAGCAAAGGGCUCACAGAGCACUCCUCCACAACGCUGAAAAAAAAAAAAAGAAGCAUUCACCCAAAUGACCCCAGCACACUCCCCGCAUCAGGCGGCUUCCCUUUUUGCGAUACCGUAAUGGAGCCAGCUGAUGGGGUUCUCAAUUAGCGGACCAGGUAAACGGGUUGUGCCCCGUACGCGGCGACGACGCCAAGGUCGCCGAGGUCAUCGUACGUCUUUGAGGUGCCGCGCGACGCGGUCAGGUGCGGGCUGCCGAGCGCCCUUCCUUCCCCCUCUUUCCUUUUGCAACGCGCAUUUAGUCAGCCGCCGCUCAUUAGUAUACCCCCCGAUAGAGAAGACCAGCGGAGAGUCGCUCCGCGACGCCAUGGAGGCCCGCGGGCAGCAGCCGUGCAGGGUGCCCCGCCGGGCCGCGGAGGGAGCGCACGCGCGCGCCACUCGAUGGGCGGAGCGAGGCCACGUGAUGCAGGCACCGCCUGUCAUUGGUUGGCGGCCGGGUCCCCGAGCGGCAGAAAAACGUGCCGGCCGCUAGAGGUGGUCGCAGAGAGCUUGGAAUAUGCACAGCGAGACGCCCGCAACGACCGCCCUGCCGGCGGCUCCGUCCGACCAGGGCCCGCUCAGCGCGGGCCUGACGCCCCGCGGGGCCGCCUUCAGCAUCGAGGCUCUGCUGGGCCUGGGACCCGAAUCACCCGAUUCAUCCACGCCCGCACCUUCUUCCGGCUCCGAGAGCUGCGGCGGCGCCGAGAGUCGCCGAAGGCCCGACACCUGCAACGGCGGCGGUGGGGGCCGCCGCCAGAGCUCGGAGCCGCGGCCAAAGCGUGUGCGCACCAUCUUCAGCGCCGAGCAGUUGGAGCGCCUCGAGGCCGAAUUCCAGCAGCAGCAAUACAUGGUGGGACCCGAACGACUGUACCUGGCCGCUUCACUGCGACUCACGGAGGCCCAAGUCAAGGUGUGGUUCCAGAACAGGCGCAUCAAGUGGCGCAAACAACAUCUUGACAUGCAGAGGCUCGCCCACGCCGCUUCCAAGCUGCCACCGCUGUGACCCCCCCCCCCCCCCCCCCCGAGUGAGAGAGAGAGACUCAGCCUGUACAUAAGAUGUGCCUAUAUCUGCAGAGUGCGCCCCAGAGACGCUGUUUUCUAUAUGAGCGGCCGCUAACCCAUGCCUUCCCUUCCUGUGUAAAUACGCCCGGCCCAAAUAAACCACGCUGAUACAUGCA